AGUCUUCCAAUAUUUCAAUUGUAAAAAAUUUAAAAAUGUUUCGUACACGCGGCGAAGUACGCAAUAUAUUUUCGCCAAUAGUUCGUCAUAUGUCUGAAUAUCCUGGCGGAGUUCCAGGAUUGAACAUGCCCUUUCGUAAAGGAAUGGAUAGCCCCUUGCGGUUCACUAUCUUUUGGACGAUCCUUGGAACUAUAGGAUUUGGGGCUCCUUGUCUGGUUCUGCGGCAUCAAAUGCUGCGUAAUGCCUCGGAUCCGCCACCUCCCGAAAGUGAGACGUAAUAUUAGAAUAGAAGGAUUUAAGUUCACAGCACACUAUAAUUGUUUUUAAGGUUGGUGAAUAAACACUUAACACGAAACCUGGGCUCCACGACACAAUAAAUGUAAUAACUCUUAAUAAAUGCCAUGGAAACUUGGGCUCACUCUC
This is a messenger RNA of Drosophila innubila, 423 nucleotides long. RefSeq lists its product as uncharacterized. The record is from RefSeq and is a predicted model, not a curated record. NCBI's taxonomy places the organism in Eukaryota, Metazoa, Arthropoda, Insecta, Diptera, Drosophilidae. Bases 36 to 278 code for a protein of 80 amino acids. Gene Ontology annotation, biological process: mitochondrial electron transport, cytochrome c to oxygen. The transcript has 3 exons.